This is a messenger RNA of Vitrella brassicaformis, 3524 nucleotides long. Lineage: Eukaryota; Vitrellaceae. The record is from the annotation of a GenBank genome assembly.
GUCGAUGACGCGCAGUGGUGCAGAGCGAAAACGACGCUGGUAAAGCAAGGCUGCUCGCACCUCAUGCAUCCCCUUCGCAUGCCCUUCCUCUGUGUGUGUCUGUGUGUGUCCAUCGACAGGAAGCUGAACAAGCGCCUUCAGGCCACCGCGUCGUGGCUGGGGGGUGACGGCCAGUCUGACUCGACAUGGAUCUCCCACGCGGGCAGCGCACCGGCCAUCCUCAACCCAUCGAUGGUCAUCACACCUCGAGGCUUCUCGAGGCCACCAGGGGGGCCUGAUGAGCGGCGGACCGAUGGGGGGAGUCCAAUGGUGCCGCUUCUGGGGAGCGGUGGCUUCCCGCCUCGCGUGUCUGGGCAGGCCGCGUCUGACAGGGGAGGGGUGACCUUGUCAGACAGGGAGUUCCAGAUGGGCAGCCAAGACUCGGGCGGAUCUCUCGGUGCGCGAGGGAAUGGACGGGGAUUGUCCACUGCUGACCUCACUUUCUGUCUGUUUCUGCCAGGUGACGAGUCUGAGGAUCCCCGGUUUCCUGCUUUCAGCGAGCCGGCGCCAUACCAUCUCUCAGGUCACACACACAGCCGGCCAUAUGUGCGCUUGCAUCCACACGUCUUGUUAUUUUGUUCUUCCUGCAUGUAGCUGCGGAGCGUACGUGUCUGAAGACGCUGGCCCGCAUGCGUGAGGCGAUAGACCCCGCCAGUCCCUUCCACAUGCUGAUGGACCGGCUGUGUCGCAUGGUCUUCAAGAAGGACUUCUGUGUGCUCGACCAGUGGACGAGGGCAACCACUACCAUGAUCGAAAAUGUAUGCCAGCCAGCACUGCUGGAGAGCACCCCCAUGGGCUCCGCAUGUCAAUGGAUACUGUGUGGUGGUGUGUUCAGGCGACGGCGAGCGCGAUCGAGGUUGAGGUGGCCCAGUGCGACUUUCUCUGCCUAAACCCCACCAUCCACGAGGCAGCCGGAGAUAAGGUACUCACCACAUCGCAACACGAUGACGCCCCACCACGCAUUGACCAUUGUCUGUUUCGGCCUGCCUGCCUCCGUGCCUGGCUGCCUGCAGUCCUUCCCUCCUGACGUGAAUCGGAAGAUGAUGCGUGGUGGGGAGGCGUACGUCAUCCCCUCUGGCUGGUGCCGCCUGGGCAUCAAGGGCGGAGAGCUGCCGUCACACUGGUGUGUCGCAUUCGCCGGUACGCAACCCACCACAUACUCACACAGCCUCAGACACAGCCACAUGCGAUGGAUGAAUGUGUGUGUUUGUGUGUUCAGGCAAGAACUUCUCUCGGCGGAACUCGCUGUUUGAGAACAACAUCCUGCUGCCGGGCAUCUUCUACCGCGACGGCACUGUCCUGCUGCGCCGCUUCGACGUCCCCCCGCCGAAGUCCCCCGCACUCACACCCUUCGCCACGGCCGCACCCACACCAUCGCCUCCCCUGCUGCACAAGGAACUCCCGGCAUCCAGCCACAGCGACACGUCCUUUCUCUCCCUGCAGUCAUCCGAGGCUUCGGGCAGCGAAUUGGACAGCGAGCGGCAGCAGCGGCGUGCGACAUCUGCGGUGGAGGGGCGGGCGAUGCGAAACCUGCCGGCGGUGACGGAGGCGUCUCAGAGUGUGCACUAUGCGGGGCUGCACUCGCAGCCCCAUGCGCUGGAGCGGUCGUAUGUGCAGUUCUCAUUCCAGGUGCUGGUGCACCCGCAACACGUCAGGCGGACUAAGGGUAGGGUGAGCGGGGGAAAUCCAUCCACACAUUCACAGAGAUGAGUGUGACGAUUGUGUAUCGUGUCUGUCGGUGUGCAGGCCAGCUGGCGGCGGCCAUAUGGCCCUGUGAGCUGCCUUUUGACCCCAACUACCCGGACAACGAGCUCGAGUGGCACAUACGCGACCCAUCCAAGGUCAUCAUCAUGGGCCUCCUAUUCAGAGAGGUCAGCGAGCGACCGCACAGACGUCCAUAGUGACAACACACAACAGCGGCCUGCUCUGUGUGUGUGUGCGUCAGGUGGCGGUGCAUCCGUUCGACCUGAAUCUGCGUCGGCAGCAGGAGGUCGAGGCCUUCAGGCAGAUGCGCAUGCGCGAGCCACCCGCCAUAUGGCUCUACAAAUACGCCGACCACUCACAGCCUGUCCGAUUCCCAACCGGUGAGGAAGCGAGACCACACACACACACCCUCAUGUCAUGCACAAGGACAGGCAGGCAGGCAGAUCGGCCCACGGCUGUGUCGUGUUGUGUCGUGUUGUGUCGCGUUGUGCUGUGUGUCAGGCAUCCAGAGUUUGCUGAACAGUGAGUAUCGUGCGGGCAAGGCGCGAUCAUCGGCAUUUCGGCUUGAAGACAUGGACAUCCAUGGAGCCUGUUAGCCAUCAUAGACAGGCGGGGAGGGAGCCAACACCAACAGCCGUCUCUCUCUCUCUCUCUGUGUGUGUGUGUGUGUGUGUGUGCAGUCGCGCCCGGUGCGCCUGCGGUGUUGUGGGACGUCGUCUUCAUGAUCCCUGCCCUCAGACAGGUACGCACACACCAGCCACAUACCCCUCUUCAUCUGUCAAGGUAUCGUUCUUUCCGUCAGGUGAACAACCCUACAGUGUGUUUCUCGGUCACCCGUGUGGUGCAGGACGACCGGCCGGCCCCCCACGACCCACUGCGCGCUCUCGGGAGCGACAGCAGCGCGGCCCCCAUCACCGUCGACCUUGCCAACUUGCGGGGUCACCACUUCAUCCCCGGCAUGCGGGAGGAUACUAAUCCGCCGGGCGUGGGUGGUGUGGGUCUGGGGCUGCGUCUGCUGCCGCAGUUGCCGCAGUCUGAGGGGCCGGGGCUGCCCAGGACAGAGGCUAUCGACCACGCCAGAUGAGCCGUGAUGGCGAACCGGAGAGGCGAGAGGGGGCGCUCAGCUACUACUAUUUUUCUUGGCUGACCUGGUGCGACCAACGUGCAUCUAUCUGCCCACCUCAUGUGACAGAUGCACCAUCUCACGUGUCUAUGUUCCCCUUGCGUACGGCACGGGGUUAAGUGGCGAGGUGCGGAGACGUCCUGCGGGGUGCUGUAUGCGUGUGUGCCUGCUUGACUGGUGUGUGUGGAGUUGGGGUGUAGUGGUUGUUGAGGGUUUGAGCGUCGGAGCUCCCGCUCCCAUAUGUUCCUUAUAAGGAUGGGAGAAUGGGAGACACUCGCUGACAAUUGCGUGACUGACUGGCCGACCGACUGGCUGACUGGCUGACUCGCUGAAUGAGGGGCAACAUGGGGAUCAUGAGAGUGUGUGACCGAGUCGAUUGCAUGCAUACACAUAGAUUGCAUGCAUACACAUACAUGCCUUCAGAUGGAGACACAGCAUCGCCAGGUUGUGUCUGCCAUUUAUUGCCUCUUGUGGUUGUGCGCAUCUGUUGGAGCUUUUCUAUUUUUGCGCGUCCAUGAAUGGCCCUCCACAUCUGCCGGAGGUCAGAGUCAGCUCAGAUAAAUCCACUGCGCGUCCGUGUGACCUUGCAGCCACCGUGUAUGUGUGACUUGUCAACCUUCAGCGGUAUCGUCGGCCUGGUGGUGAGGGCGGGGCUCAC